AUGGCCUCAGCCAGAGCAGAGGGUGGAGUACCUGAUGGCGUGGGCCAGGUCCACACACUGCCAGCUCUCCACGGGAACACCGUUCAUCUGCAGAACACAAUCACCCUGCUGGAGGCCUGCCUGAGUUUGGAGCUGGUCGAUGACAUCGUUGUGACGUUUGAAUACGGCCGACCGACCAUUAUGGUCCUGGAGAAGUCCUGGAUAAAGCGUACGCAUGUGAAUGUUUCAGGAGCUACUUGGCAGCCCUACCAGUACUACGCCGAUGACUGCAUGGAGGCCUUUGGGAUGCAAGCGAAGCGGGUCCGAGACCUGGCGCCGAGCAACCUGACCCGGGUCAUCUGCACCGAGCAGUACUCCGGCUGGGUGGGGGCCAAGGAGGAGAGGAACGUGGUGUUCGAGGUGCGGCGGCGCUUCGGGGUCUUCGCGGGCCCCAAGCUGAUCAACAUGGACGCGCUGUACACCCGCAUGGGCUCCGUGAAGGGGCUCCGGGACUUCUUCACCUUCACCAACCUGCGGCUCCGUCUGCUGCGGCCGGCGCUGGGGGGGACCUACGUCCAGCGGGACAACCUGCUCAAGUACUUCUACGCCAUCUCCAACAUCGACGUCCCGCCAGGUGAGUGUAAGUGUAACCUGCAUGCCUCUGAGUGUGUGCUGCGUGGCACGGCGUUGCAGUGUGUGUGCGACCACAACACCAGCGGGGAGGACUGCCAGGCCUGUUCCCUCCCCCUCACGUCCCGUCGCUGGCGGCCCGGGUCCUACCUGCCUGUCCCAACCGGCACGGCCAACAUAUGUACGUCUGGUGGUAAAACCUUCCCUGCUCUGCUCUCCUCAGACUGCGAGUGCAACGGACACUCCAACCGCUGCAGCUACAUCGACUUCCUCAACGUGGUGACGUGUGUGAGCUGCAAGCACAACACCCGCGGCCGCAGCUGUGAGGCCUGCCGUGUGGGCUACUACAGAGAGGCGGCCACGCCCCUCGACGACGAGGACGUCUGUUCAGAAUGCAACUGUGACCUGCAGGGCAGUCUGAACCCUCGGUGUGACGAGCAGGGCUUGUGUCCGUGUAAAGACGGCGUCUCUGGGCGGCGUUGCGACUCCUGCCAGCCCGGCUACAGGUGGCAGCAAGGCUGCAUAGAGAAUUUCUGUGAUGAGGAUAUCACGCUGUGCCAAAAUGGAGGGACGUGUGUGGACUUCCAGCGGUGCGUGUGUACUGCAGACUUCACAGGGCCGCUUUGCCAGAAGGAGGUGUGCCUGAAGGACAAAGGCUGCGUGGACGACACCGAAAAUAACUCUGCCUCCUCGCUACGUCACUCGCCUGGCUUCGUGACCCGUGACCUCUGCCCUCUGAAGCUAGCCUGUCUGAUGCUAGCUGUGGCAACACAAUGCUGAAAGGCUGUUGGAUUGCCGAGACUGAUGAUUGGACAAGGGUCUCAUCAUCACAAGACUGCCAGAGGAACUCCGGUCGCUGAUGCCUGUCUGGGCUCAGUGAGGUUAAGGUUAUAUUCCUUGGUCCAAAAUAGGAAAUAUCUUCCCAUCACAAAGACCAAAUAGAGCGUCCAGGAAUGGAAAACAAUGGCCCGAAUAUCAGAAUCCCCUUGUAGAACAAUAUUGCCUUGGACACAAUCAAGGGAUGGCUCUAUGAGAAGGUGGAAUCUAAGGCAGACCGAAGAACAUUCUUAAUUUUUUUUAAUUUAUAAUAAAAAUACCUGUGACCAUUGACAUGAAACUUUUUUUACCUUGAAGUAUUUUGUAUUUAUGUCUGCUGUUGUCAUUGUCCAUUUGAAAUAUUGAUUAUUGAUGUCAUUACAAAACAGAGACAAUGGGGAAAUAAAGUACUACACAUACACGUA
Gadus macrocephalus (Pacific cod) is the source of this 1850-nucleotide messenger RNA. RefSeq names its product netrin g2a (gene ntng2a). The record is from RefSeq and is a predicted model, not a curated record. Lineage: Eukaryota; Metazoa; Chordata; Actinopteri; Gadiformes; Gadidae.